AUGCCACCAAAACCCACAAACAACCCUCGCCGGCCCCCUACCAUCUCCACAGCCUCGCGCCGCACCGCCAUUCCCAUCGACAGCGCUUCACCCACGCCCACGCCCACGCCCGCAAUUGCAAGUGCAGACCCAACCAACCACCCCAUAGACCCAAGCCUCACAGCGCUUCGUUCCCGAAAUGUCCCCUCUCCCUCUACCAUAACUGCCAGCGGCUCACCACCCCGCGCCGGAGUCCAACGUCUCCAAUCGCUAAAAAAGCGCACCCCGGCCGGCUCCCUGAUCCCGCUAAACCCAGAUGGCACAGCACCUAAACCAACCCUACGCUACCAGCCUCGCGCGGUAGUGCGGAAGAGUAAAGAGGAACGCGAGGCGUUGGAGAGACUUGAGGUGGAGAGGCAACAGGAGAGGAUGAAAGAGGCUGCUGCACUGAGGAAGGCUGAUGCGGCUGCGGCGGGGAGGGGUAGAGAUAGAUUGGUGAGAGGGAGAGGGAGGGGUAUGGGGAGGGGGAAAGGGAUGUUUGUUGCGGGUGAUGUUUCAGGGCCUUUAGGGUCCGGAAUGUCGAUGCGGAGUCGAGGGGGUGGGUUUGGUGGGGCGUCGGGGAAGGGAAAGCAUCGGUAUGGGCAUGGGGCUAGAUCGGGUGCGGGGAGGGUUCAUGGCCUUGUGCGGGCGAAGAGUGAAGAUGAGGUUGGCGGGAUAGAUGGUCCGGGUGGGAGUGGGGAUAUUUCGUCUGAUGAAGGGAGUGACGGAGGGCCCAGGUUCAGUAUCGAGCAGAUCAAUAUCAUUAGCGAUGAUGAGCAGGAGUUGGGAGAGGAGGGUGAUUUUGAGGAGGGGAAUGGGAAAGGGAAAAUGCGUGCUCGAUCGCCCACAGGCGAUCGUACGGGGAAGGGGCUGAGGCCGGUUCGAGUUGAAAGACAGGAGCACCAGGAGAGGUCGAUUGGGAUCAAUACUGAUGCUAGCUCGGAGAAGUCUGCUGAGUUGAGAAAGCAGGCCAGAACGAAGGUGAAGGAAAAGCACGGCGGGGUGGAGAGUUUGUUUGUACAAGACAGCGAGGAAGAGGCUGAUGAUGCUCGUGGGGGUGAAGGUGACGAUUUGGUAGAAAUAACUUCCGAGAAAGCAGUUGGUGGUACAUUAUAUGGAGGAAUACGAAUUAAGGAAGAGCCUACGGAUGACAGAGAUGUGCUUAUGACCGACGUCAUACCGCAAGGCGUGGACGACCGUCCUGCGACCUCUGAUACUGGGCCUCUAGCACCCACCGCCCCAAAGCCGAAAGCUAGAAAAAGUAAAGUUACUAUCCAUGAUCCGCGGAGCAAACUGCAGACAGAGGAAGAGCGUCAGGAAUGGGACCGUCACGAGCAGGAUAUAGAGCAUAUCAAGCAGGCCUUGGGGACAAUCACCACUCACGACCCGCCUGCGGAAGAGUCACAAGACGCAGAACAGGAAGAUGAGACAAAAGCAGUUGAGGCACCCAGGGACGAACGUUCUGGGCGACUCUUCCUCAUUCAGUUUCCGCCCAUGACACCCAAUCUCGUCCCGCCGUGGCCGGAUAUGGAUGAGAUGGACCAAGACGUAGUUGAAACAGGCGCACGCGCAUCAACGCAACAAUCUCCUAAUCCCACAAUUAAGAAAGAGGUCACCGACGGCCUGACCGCCCCAAUGCCCACCCUUUCCGGCAACGGUACGGUUACUCCCUCCCCGUUAAUCACGGCCACAAACUCCACUCUCCCACCAGGGCGGGUGGUUCUGAGCUAG
This is a messenger RNA of Histoplasma capsulatum G186AR, 1749 nucleotides long. RefSeq lists its product as uncharacterized. The transcript has 2 exons. Bases 1 to 1749 code for a protein of 582 amino acids. The record is from RefSeq and is a predicted model, not a curated record. NCBI's taxonomy places the organism in Eukaryota, Fungi, Ascomycota, Eurotiomycetes, Onygenales, Ajellomycetaceae.